This is a messenger RNA of Cercospora beticola, 1321 nucleotides long. It is a transcript of the gene SNF8, whose product is annotated as ESCRT-II subunit protein SNF8. NCBI's taxonomy places the organism in Eukaryota, Fungi, Ascomycota, Dothideomycetes, Mycosphaerellales, Mycosphaerellaceae. Gene Ontology annotation, biological process: protein transport to vacuole involved in ubiquitin-dependent protein catabolic process via the multivesicular body sorting pathway. Gene Ontology annotation, cellular component: ESCRT II complex. The record is from RefSeq and is a predicted model, not a curated record.
AAGUGCAACAACAUGUGAGGAUGGCAUCCAACAGGCGCGGCGUCGGGCUCAGCGCCUUCUCCAACGCUGCCAUCUCAUCAGACAAAUAUGCUGCUCAUGGUGCAUCGCUCAAGUCUUCCCACGCCGAUGCUCUCGCCAACCAGUUGGCAGUCUUUCAGGCGGCUCUCCACAACUUCUCUCUCACGCAUGCCAAAGACAUCCGCAGCAAUCCAACCUUUCGUGCGGAAUUCGCACGCAUGUGUCAUGCCAUUGGUGUGGAUCCUCUAGCUGGCAGCAAUAUCAAAGCCGCCAAGGAUGCAGGCGGAAAAGGUGGGAGUGUAUGGGCGAAGAUGUUGGGCACGAGCGUCAACGAUUUCUACUUUGAACUGGGCGUUCGUCUUGUCGAAGUCUGCCGAGAGACCCGAGCAGAGAAUGGCGGCAUGAUUGCCUUUGCUGAGGCAAGGAAGAGGAUCGCUGCUGGCCGAGGCUUGGUUGGUGGCGGCAUGGACGUCACUGACGAUGAUAUUCAGAGAGCCUUGGAAAGUCUGGAGCCGCUGGGCGGCCAAUUCAAAGUCUUGACGCUUGGAAAUACCAAGUACAUUCGAAGUGUACCAAAGGAGUUGAAUCGCGACCAGGCAAAAGUCCUGGAAGUCAUCCAAAUCAUGGGCUUCAUCACUGUAUCCAUGCUGCAAGCUAAUCUGGAGUGGGAGCGAGCUAGAGCUGUUGCAGUCAUCGACGAUCUUGUUGCAGAUGGUAUCGUGUGGGUCGAUGACCAAGCCGACGAAGUCGAGUACUGGAGUCCGGCAUCCAUGCACGAAGGAGGUUGAACGUCUUCCGACAAUUGAGCAGACCACCUGCCUGCCAUUGGUGUCCAUUUCACGACAGCAAAUGUACCCUUGUUCAUCGCAGAAACGUCGUAAGGUUGUUGUGGCAUGGCGCUGCGUGGAGACUGGAUUGGCAAGGGAAGCAGAGACUCACUGCAGAAUCCCACGGUACCAUAACAGUUUUACGGGAGCUUUCCGGGUCGAAGUUCGAGAUUCCAGCUCCAGCGGCCAAACACAAUAUAUCAAGAUGUGCAUGAUGGUGUUCACACAUCUUGAUACCGUAAAUGCCUUGACGAACAUGAUGAGAAUGCACCAAUUGCACCCGGAGAACUCCAACCUGCUGUACAUCGCGCUGAGCAGCAGCUAUUGCUGGGUUCUUCGGCACGACUGGCGUUCGCAAGUGGCGAUAGUAAUACAAACUUCCUUAGUCUACGCUAUGUGACUGAGAACACUGGUUUGACUCCUAUAUGUAUUAUGUCACGUGCGACCGCGCUUUUUACUAGCGACGCCAAGCCUUU